UUCAUUGGCUGUCCUUGAACUAAAUAGGCCAGGCUGGCCUCGAACUCAUAGAUCCUCCCUGCCUCUGCCUCCCCGACAGCUGGGUGGGAAUAAAAGCGUGAGCCACUAGACUCGGCUUCCGUCGGUUAUUUCCAGCUAUGCAGAAAGAUGUUCAUGAAUGAUAAAAACACGUUAGGGCCAAGGGCUUUCCUCCCCGGGUUGCUGCCGCUAUCCCGGUUAGUGUGCCUCUCGCUGCGGCUUGAUGGCCCUAAGGUUUAGUGUGGGUAUGGCCGUUAUAAUCCACUGACCUCUAGCAAGGAUAAGAAUAAGCCAGCUUAAAACAGGUGACAGUUUUCGUAUGAGGGUCCAGUGUGUUACAGAAAAUGGAACCCUAUUCCUGUGACACUUUUGUGGCAUUACCUCCAGCUACAGUUGGUAAUAGAGUAAUUUUUGGAAAAAAUUCAGACAGACUCUUCGAUGAAGUACAAGAAGUCAUUUAUUGUCCAGCGGCAGUUCAUAAUGACUUGGGAAAACGUCUUAAGUGUACUUAUAUAGAAAUUGAUCAAGUUCCUGAAACUUAUGCUCUUGUCCUUAGUCGCCCAGCUUGGUUGUGGGGGGCAGAAAUGGGAGCCAACGAACAUGGAGUCUGCAUUGGGAAUGAAGCUGUGUGGGGAAGAGAAAAUGUUUCUAAGGAGGAAGCACUUUUGGGCAUGGACCUUGUCAGACUUGGCCUUGAAAGAGCUGAUACAGCUGAAAAAGCUCUCGAUGUCAUUGUUGACUUAUUAGAAAAAUAUGGCCAAGGUGGAAAUUGUGCAGAGGGUGAAGAAUUUAGCUAUUAUAACAGUUUCCUGAUAGCUGAUAGGAAUGAAGCCUGGAUUCUGGAGACUUCAGGGAAGUACUGGGCAGCAGAAAAAGUCCAAGAAACAGGAGUUCGUAAUAUUUCCAAUCAGUUCUCCAUCACAACCAAGAUUGACCGGGAGCACCCUGACAUGAGAAACUAUGCUAAGCAGAAAGGCUGGUGGGAUGGCAGGGAAGACUUUGACUUUACUGCAGCAUAUUCUUACAUUAACACAGCUUCAAUGAUGACUUCGUCAAGCAGAUACUGUCAGGGAUACAAGCUUCUGAAUAAGCAUAAAGGAAACAUAACUUUUGAAACAAUGACGGAAAUUCUUCGAGAUAAACCAAGUGGCAUCAAUAUGAAGGGGGAAUUCCUAACCACUGCAAGUAUGGUUUCUGUUUUACCUCAAGAUUCCAGCCUUCCUUGCAUUCACUUCUUUACAGGGACUCCACAUCCUGAGAGGUCUGUUUUUAAGCCUUUCAUAUUUGUACCACAUGUUUCACAACUGUUGGAUACAAAAUCCCCGACAUUUGAACUUGAAAGACUCAUGGCAAAGAAGCCAUAUAUCAGGCCUGACAGAAGACACCUACUCUACCAAAAACAUCAACAGGCCUUGGAGGUGAUGAGUAGUAGUAAGGAAAACAGCAAGACAAUGUUGGACCACAUGAGGAAGCUGGAAAAAGAAGUGUUUGAAGAGAUGGAAUCAAUCCUCCAAAACAAGCAUCUUGACGUGGAUAAAAUUGUUAAUCUCUUUCCUCAAUGUGUGAAAGAUGAAAUUAAAAUUUAUCAGUCAAGUAUUAGUUCUUAAUGAUAUGUAGGUGGUCAAAAAUCUUCCUCACUGCCCAGAUAAAUGAUACAAAGCUACUUUAAGGAGAUCUGAUUAUUCCCUCAUAUUAAGUGAUAUUUUGACUGUUAAAACCACAGUAAUUAGUGUUCAGUAUUUCAAGCAUGAAACAUUAACAUGAUGCAUGGGCUGUGUUUAUUAUAUUCUGUAGUGCCCUUAAGUCAUUUUCUCAAUUAAGAAAGCUCAGAGCCCCCCCUUUUUUUUAAGCAAUGGAAAGUAUGUCAAGUGAUUUUUUGUGCUUUAGGCAAAUACUAACCAGCUUUAGAAAAAUUAGAAAAAUGUCUAAGGCUAAUGCUGCAUCCCCUCAGAACUGUUAGUCUGUUUGUUAUCUGGGUAACUGGAAUCUUACAGACUUUUCAGUUUGGCUUCUUCAAUACGCAGCUUCCACCAUGCCUCUAUGCUGCCAUAGCUCAUUUCUUCUUAGCAUGGAAUAAUGCCUUCUGUGGGGUGUGUCACUACUAAAGGGCGUCUUGGCUGCUUCCAAACUUUGGCAAUUGUGAGCAAACAUCCAGGUGCAAGUUGCUGUGUCGUUCUAAGUGUCCAACCCAUUUUGGCUGAAAACUGGGGGAACUGCAGAUCCUGUGGUGUGAGUGAGGAACUGCCGAGCCGUCUGCCAGAAGCUGCCACUCCUACCCCUUCUAGCCCAUUGCUCUGUCCUGGCCAGUUGCCCGUGUUCUAGAAUUUGGUCAUUCUAAUCAUUUUUUAGGUAACAGGGAUUGAACCAUGACCUCGCACUUUCUCUUUUUUUAAUUUGUAAUUCCAAAUGGCGUAUGAUGCUGAGCUUCAUCUUGAAAGCUUAUUGCCACUUGGACAUCUUCUUUGAUGAGGUGUCUAGAUCUUGGCCCAUUCUAUAAUCAGGUGCUUUUUAUUUAUUAUUCAUUUAUUUUACUAGGGAGUCUACACUUCAUUUUUCUUAGCUUUUAAAAUUUUAUCUUGUGUGUAUGAGGGUUUUGGUCCAUGUACGUCUGUGCACCACACAAAUGCCUGGGGCCCUCAGAGGGUAUGAGAUCCUCUACACCUAGAGCUUCAGAUGGCUGUGAGCCACCACGUGGGUGAUGAGGACCAAACCCAGGUCCUUUGCAAGAACAACAAGUGACUCUUAACCAUGAGCCAUCUCUGCAGUCCCUCCCACCCCCAAGUCAAACCUCUUCAAGCUCGUUGUUCUUAGGGUAAAGCCUCACUCCUUAACAAAUGCCAGCAAGAGAUGCUGUUGAUUUUGUGCCCCUUUUAUAUAGUAGUACACAUUUGUUCUUGAUUUUUCUUUCAACGAUGGUGGUCUUUUAAGUCCUUAAAUGUACCCAGUGUGCGCAUUCCAGCCUCAUGGCUGUACCCUCUGCAUGUACCUCCCUUUUAUGUAAGUAGUUCUUUUCAUCCUUAGAGCUUGCUAACAAAUGAGUUUCUUAGGCAUUUUCCUUCCAUAUACUCAGGAUCAUAUGUGGCUCCAAAUUAAUCAUACAUUUAAUAUUUCACAGUAGAAUAGACGUUCCAUGAUGGCCCAUUGUUCAGUAUUAUACUUGGAUGCUUUGCUAUUAUAUAUAGUAUUUGUUAAAGGAACAUCCAAA
Messenger RNA from Peromyscus leucopus (white-footed mouse), 3223 nucleotides. RefSeq names its product secernin 3 (gene Scrn3). The transcript has 8 exons. Gene Ontology annotation, molecular function: dipeptidase activity; cysteine-type exopeptidase activity. The coding region runs from base 363 to 1625 and encodes 420 amino acids. Gene Ontology annotation, biological process: proteolysis. The record is from RefSeq and is a predicted model, not a curated record. NCBI's taxonomy places the organism in Eukaryota, Metazoa, Chordata, Mammalia, Rodentia, Cricetidae.